UCACCUGUGGAAUUAAUUAUCGGCGCAAAGAUAGAGGAAGGCCCUCGAAGCUCUUCCUCAUUUCCUGAUAAACAAGCCGAGCCGCGGCGUCUCUUAUCACAUUCGUGCGGGGCUCUAACCAGGUAAGGACGCCUCUCCCUCCUCCGCCUCUUGCUCUGCUCUCGAGUCAUAAAACGCUUUCAUUUUUCAGGAAGCUAUCAUCCCUCCAGCAGAAUGCCGAGCCAGCUCGAGGGCGCGAUGGACGCGCUGAUAACGGUUUUCUACAACUACUCUGGGAAUGAUGGGGACAAAUAUAAACUGAACAAGGGCGAGUUGAAGCAGCUGCUGAACAGCGAGCUGACGGACUUCCUCACGUCCCAGAAGGAUCCGAUGCUGGUGGAGAAAAUCAUGAACGACCUAGACUCUAACAAAGACAACGAGGUGGACUUCAACGAGUUCGUCGUGCUGGUGGCCGCCCUCACGGUCGCCUGCAACGACUUCUUCCAAGAGCAGAAGAAGAAGAACAAGUAGAACACACACCAACUGCAGAGCAAACACUUUAAAACUGCUCAAACAUCACGUUAAAAGCGGUGCAGUGAACGCCCCAUCGGUUGAAUCAUUGGUGUUAGUGUUUCCUGCUGUAUGUAGGAUUGUGAAUGCUGUGUUAAUGAAGGUAGAUGCUCUGUCUCAUACGCCAAAACAACACAUUUUCAGCCUGGAGCUGUUGAACAACAGCUCACGUUGAGCAUCUCUGAUCCAAAUUCUGCUCAUUUGUAUAAGAGAGGGAUGUUAAUAACUAGAAAACACCUUACCUAAAUCAUUUUUUGGUUGUUAUUGUGCUUUUAUUUUAUUAUGUUUGGAGCUCCGUCACAGCCUGACGGUGCAUUUACAGGAAACGUGUCUGUCCCUCGUCAAUCCCUCUGAGUCGAUGUUCCCCGAGGAGGAAGUCUUCCUCAACCGUGUUGGUGCAAAGCUGGCGUCCUGGAAAAGAUGCACGGUGGAUGAGCCAGCUGUGACAUGUGAGCUUCACUGUACGCUGUAACACAGAACGCUUUUAAAUGUGUGUUGCAUGUCAAGUUAAAUGCUUAGAAACAUGUUCAAGUCUGAUG
Chelmon rostratus (copperband butterflyfish) is the source of this 1088-nucleotide messenger RNA. It is a transcript of the gene s100z, whose product is annotated as S100 calcium binding protein Z. Gene Ontology annotation, cellular component: cytoplasm. Lineage: Eukaryota; Metazoa; Chordata; Actinopteri; Chaetodontiformes; Chaetodontidae. The transcript is spliced from 2 exons. The record is from RefSeq and is a predicted model, not a curated record. The coding region runs from base 214 to 510 and encodes 98 amino acids. Gene Ontology annotation, molecular function: calcium ion binding.